AUGGCGCGAGACGUAUUCUCCUUGAAAACCUUGAUAGCCGUUUGGGCGCUCUAUGCGACGUAUGUCGUAGCCAAUGUUGUGGAUUAUGUGAUUGUUGGAGGCGGCCCCGCCGGUCUCGUAGUCGCAGAGCGGCUAUCUAGCAGGGCAAAUGUCACGGUAGUCGUUCUGGAAGCUGGUCCAGAUGUUCAAACUGACCCGGCGGUUGAGAGUAAGACACCGGGGAGGUUGAUCGAAGUUACGAAUCAUAUUGCUGAUAGACUAUGGAACUACUUUUCGGAACCAGAACCAAAUCUCAAUGGCAAUACGCCUGAGCUAUGGCAAGCUAAGGUUCUUGGUGGCGCCACUGCUAUAAACUCUAUGACCUACUGCCGUGGGUCGUCUUCUGUUUUUGACGAAUGGGCCACCAUCUCUGGCAAUCCAGGACUUGCGUGGGAUUCCUUGCUCGAUGACUUCAAGGAGACGUCACAUUAUACCGAUCAAGAAUUAGACUAUGAACAGGUGGUGGAGCCAGGCGCCUAUGGCGAUGGUCCGGUGGAGGUUACCCGUGUUAAAAGUUUGACGGGGCUAGAAAUACCGCUGAGUGAAGAAAUGGAGUCAUUCUUCCAGCUUCCCGAGGUCGAUAUGAACGACGGCACGGGUAUUGGUGUUGACUUGGGCCUAUCGUCGAUCCGUGCCUCCAACCGAACACGUUCCUACGCCGGCAACACAUACACUUGGCUAAUGGGUAACCGCCCCAAUGUGCGCAUCAUCACCAACGCCUGGGUUCAGCGUAUCGGUUUCCGAGGACGGACCGCUACCAACGUUACGUACAUUAACACCCAGACAAAUGAAGUGACUGUCCUUGAGGCCAAGGAAAUCAUUCUUGCUGCAGGUGCACUCAACACUCCCAAGCUUCUGUUUCAAUCUGGAGUUGGUCCCAAGCGCAACUUGACGGCCUUGGGCAUCAAUGUUGUUGCAGAUGUCCCUGGCAUUGGGGCUAAGCUGUGGGAUCAUCACGCGACCUACGUCGAGGCGGAGGUCACUGCUGGCAUUGAUACCAUCUGGCAGCUUCUAUUCAACUCAACUGCGUCGAGCAUCGCCGUCGAGCAAUAUGAAGCCGACUACUCCGGCCCCUUAACCGGGCCACUUGGCGAAAUGUAUGGAGCAGCCCGCCUGCCGAACUCGGCCUUCUCUGGUGUAAAUGCCAAACACUACACAUCGCUUGCCGCAGACCGGCCUCAUGUUCUUUGGCAUUAUGCUGCAGUUGCAUUUUAUCCCGGCUCCCCAAAUGUGAGCAUCGUGUCUUUAGCACCAACCCUCGUCCAACCAGAGGCGCCUGGGUACCUCACCAUCAACUCUUCCGACUACACAGCUCCUCCACUUAUAUACUCCAACUUCUAUGGCUCUGCUGCGGACAAAGCUGCUAUCAUAUAUGGCCUCAAACAGGCCCGUGUGCUGCUUGAGGCCGAGUCACUUUCGCCGUAUGUGCUCAGCGAAGUCUACCCUGGCUCAAGUGUGACUUCUGAUGAAGACAUAUGGAAGGCCAUUCAGGCCGGCAGCACGUCGUUCCACCAUCCCGUGGGAACUGUGCCCCUAGGAAAGGUCCUCAAAAAGAAUUGGAGAAUCAAUGGCGUGAAAGGCCUCCGUGUUGUCGAUUCUAGCGCUAUGCCAACGCUACCCACGUGCCACAUUCAGGCCUCGGUAUAUGCCUUUGCACAUCGCGCUGCAUUGGACAUCAUAGCUGACGACAAGAUUUGA
Truncatella angustata is the source of this 1737-nucleotide messenger RNA. Its product is annotated as choline dehydrogenase. NCBI's taxonomy places the organism in Eukaryota, Fungi, Ascomycota, Sordariomycetes, Amphisphaeriales, Sporocadaceae. The transcript is spliced from 2 exons. The record is from RefSeq and is a predicted model, not a curated record. Bases 1 to 1737 code for a protein of 578 amino acids. Gene Ontology annotation, molecular function: flavin adenine dinucleotide binding; oxidoreductase activity, acting on CH-OH group of donors.